CUAACCUAUAUCGGAAAAUUUUGUUAGGUUAAAAGUUUUAAGUUGCACAUGUGUUGUAUGUUUUCGCUUUAAGUUUAAGUAACAACACAAAGUUUUAAUAUGCAACACGACGACGUUGUAUGGAGUAUCAUUAACAAAACACAUUGUUCGUACAAAACGCAAACAAAGACUCAAAAGUUUUGCCGAAAUGAAUAUAAUCUUACAGGUCUAUGUAACAGAUCGUCAUGUCCAUUAGCGAACAGUCAAUACGCCACAGUAAGGGAAGAAAAUGGGAUAAUAUAUUUAUUUAUGAAAACAGCGGAAAGAUCAGCGUUUCCUAAAAAGACUUGGGAGAAAGUGAAACUUUCUAGAAACUUUGAGAAAGCUAUUCAUCAAAUCAAUGAAAAUCUACUUUAUUGGCCUGGGUUCAUAAAAUCAAAAUGUAAACAGAGGUUUGUAAAAAUAACGCAAUAUUUAAUAAGAAUGAGAAAAUUAAAACUUAGAAGACAAAAGUUGUUGGUUCCAAUUCAAAGUAAAGUAGAAAGAAGAGAAAAACGCAGAGAAGAAAAAGCUCUUAUUGCUGCUAGAAUUGAAAAAGGAGUAGAAAAAACUCUAUUGGAUAGAUUAAAAAAAGGUGUAUAUCAAGAUUUAUACAAUAUUUCUCCACAAACGUUUGAGGAUGCCGAACAAGAAAGAGAAUUGGAAUCCGAGGAAGAGAUAGAACAAGAACUGGAAAAUGAAAAUUUAGACACUGCUGAAUUUGUUGUAGCCGAAUCAGAUGAUGAAGACAGUGAUACUGAAAGUGUUAGUGGCAUUCCCGAAGAAAUAGACUUGGAUAGUAGCUUUGAAUCAUCAGAUGGCUCUGAUAUAGAAGAUUUAACUCCAAGUGUGACUAAAAAGACCCCUAAGAAUAAAAAAGAUAAACCUAAACCAGGAUCGAAUAAGAAAAGUAAUAGGCCUAGGGUUGAAAUUGAAUAUGAGAUGGAACAUGAGGAAAUUCAAAGGCAGAUAGUAAAAUAAAAUAUUUAUUGUGUAAAACUUGGUAAUAUAUACUACACAGUGAUUUUAA
Diorhabda carinulata is the source of this 1048-nucleotide messenger RNA. It is a transcript of the gene Rbm13, whose product is annotated as protein MAK16 homolog. Bases 100 to 999 code for a protein of 299 amino acids. The transcript has a single exon. Gene Ontology annotation, cellular component: nucleolus; preribosome, large subunit precursor. Lineage: Eukaryota; Metazoa; Arthropoda; Insecta; Coleoptera; Chrysomelidae. Gene Ontology annotation, biological process: maturation of 5.8S rRNA; maturation of LSU-rRNA. The record is from RefSeq and is a predicted model, not a curated record.